ACCCCACCUCCCACAACUUCAACCCCAACCGCCCGGCGCCUCUCCAUGGUGAAAACUGAUCGGCGACGCUUGUGCUUGACAUUAACCUGAAUCAAGCUCCACCAGGCAAUUGGACUCGGAACUUGAACUUGAGACAUCGGUACAUUGCGCACAUUUUGCCGUCCCGCACAGCAAACACUGUGCUGACGAUUGUGAAUUUCGAAAAUUUGGGUUCUUCCCGUACUGACCUGCUGUUUUGCUGCUUUUAAAAGUUUUGUUUUUGUUGGAAAUAAAAUAAAAAUUCAUUUCCUGCCAGCGUGUGUUUGUGUGUGAAAUAUCUUAUCAGAUAACGUCGUAGUGAAAAAGGGGGAAAAUUGUGUACAAAGAGGAAAUUAUGAAAAUAGUGUUGUAUUUACCUAUCAAUACCAUUUGUGAAUUUAAAGUGAGCUGUUUGUAAUCGGUGUUGGUACCCCUUAUUUGUGCAUUCCAUCGUCAACAGUCAACCGAAAGGCCAUGAACAGAAGAAAAAGGCUUGUACGGUGUAAACAGAUACAUUUUCAUGAAAAAUCCUUUCCGUGUAUGAUCGAUUGAGAAACCACCAGCAGCUCGAACCACACGUGCGGGCUAAACGGAUUUACAACGAUUUUUCACCGUAAUUCCCAGUUUAUAGGAAAAAGAGCGAGAAAAAGAGAACGAGAAACAAUCAACACUGGAGUGCCAGUGCGGUGCCGACCGAGCACAUGACCGGUGGCCCGGAUGCUUCCCUACUGGUGGAUCCGUCGCUGGUCGGCACGAUGUCUGCGGUGAGCAAUCUGAGCACCCUUUCGGCAGCGGGAAGCGGUAACCAUCAUCUGCAUCUUUCCGACCAUGGCCAUUCCCACCAUGAUCAUCAGCACGCUUCCGGUGGUGCACGGAAGCGAAAGUUUUCCUUCAAUGAUACGAGCGACAUUGAAGAUGACACCUGUGAUGAUUCAAAAUCCGUUCGGACGGCCGACGAAAGUAAAAAGCAAAACCACAGCGAGAUCGAGAAGCGGCGGCGUGAUAAGAUGAACACCUACAUUACGGAACUGUCCGCAAUGAUACCGAUGUGCCAUGCGAUGUCCCGCAAGCUGGACAAACUCACCGUCCUCCGGAUGGCGGUACAGCAUCUGAAAACGAUCCGUGGUGCGGUACAUUCGUACACCGAGGGACACUACAAGCCGGCCUUUCUGUCUGACCAGGAGUUGAAGAUGUUGAUACUGCAAGCGGCCGAGGGUUUCUUGUUUGUCGUCGGCUGUGACCGAGGUCGGAUACUUUACGUUUCCGAGUCGGUUUCGCACAUACUGAACUAUUCACAGGGUGAUCUUCUAGGACAGAGCUGGUUCGAUAUACUGCAUCCCAAGGAUGUGGCAAAGGUGAAGGAGCAACUAUCAUCGUCCGAUUUAAGCCCUCGGGAACGUUUAAUCGAUGCUAAAACCAUGCUUCCGGUCAAGACGGAUGUUCCACAAGGUGUGACACGGCUCUGUCCCGGCGCUCGUCGUUCCUUCUUCUGUCGCAUGAAGUGCAAAGCAAACGUACAGGUGAAGGAGGAAGCGGAUCAAUCGAACAGUGUGUCCAGCGUGAACAAUGUGUGCCAUCGGCGCAAAAAGCAAGUAAAUUCCGAUAAGAAGUAUUCCGUGAUACAGUGCACCGGUUACCUGAAGUCGUGGGCCCCUGCCAAGAUUGGGUUGGAGGAGAACGAAACCGAUGGCGAGGGUGAUUCGUGCAAUCUUUCCUGUCUGGUGGCGGUGGGCCGCGUACAACCUAACCUCAACCAAAGCUGCAAUAUGACGGCAAAUGGUCUGCAUACGCCGAGCGGCACCAACGGUCGGUCGCGAAAUGGCAACAACUCCAACGCUGGCACGGGAGCGGGUACGAGCGGAGGCACUACGGGUUCGUCCAGCAAUGGCAAUCCGGCGGCAACAGCAAGCAAUGGUAGCGGGAAGUCGCUCAAUCGCAACAACAUUCCCAACCUGCGCAACGUUCAGUUUAUCUCGCGACACGCAAUGGACGGCAAGUUCCUGUUUGUUGAUCAGCGUGCUACACUCGUGCUCGGGUUCUUGCCCCAGGAGCUGCUCGGCACGAGUAUGUACGAGUACUACCAUCACGAGGACAUCCCGGCACUAGCAGAAUCGCAUAAGGCCGCCCUCCAGGGAACGCAAUGCGUUACGACAUCCGUGUAUCGGUUACGCACGAAGGAGACGGGCUUUGUGCGGCUUCAAAGCGAAUGGAAAUCGUUCCGCAACCCAUGGACGAAGGAGAUCGAGUAUUUGAUAGCGAAAAACAACGUUAUCCUGUCGGAGCUGGGUGACGCGGGAGCGGCACGUGCCGGCGGGUAUGGAAUGGGCGAACUUGGCGAUGGAACUGGUGAACCCGGUUCCGGGGCUUCCGGCCAACCGGGCGUAGGAUACGAGUUCUUCAAUCACACGAAUGGACGUGAAAUACAGCGCAUGAUCAACUCGCACGUGGAGGCAGGCAAAAUUGGCCGCCAGAUAGCGGAACAGGUGCUGGACCAUCAGCGACGGGUAGGCGAUUCCUCCUCGGAGAGCAGUCCCAAUCCAAACGAACCGACAAUGCAACCCGCCUUCAGCUCUGCCCUGUCCGAGGCGAACCAUUCAAACGAUGCAAUUACGUCCGGUGAGCAUAGUAUGGUCACUUCCACCGGUGUAUCACCUUCCUCGAUAGCCGUCGUACCUCCGACGGUGACGACGCGCAUCAACGGAACACUGCCCGGUUACAGCCAUGUGCAGACAAAUGCCAUCAUCAGUCCGGAGCAUGAUGUAUCACAAACGCAAGCCAGCAGCACGGAUGGGAACGAUGAGGCAGCGAUGGCAGUGAUUAUGAGCCUGCUAGAGGCCGAUGCCGGUCUCGGUGGUCCGGUCGAUUUUUCCGGCCUUCCUUGGCCACUACCGUGAGCUUGGAGAAGGCUUCCACUUUACUACACUUCAUCAAGGCUAUGAUCGUGAUCAAUCGAACGUACGAGGGCGUUUGUGGAAACGAAAGUUACCAAAAUUAGACAAAAGACAAAACAAAACAAAACAAAAAUUCCAAUCGCAUCGUUUCUUUGCCGUUGGUUUAGAAACGUCCAUGUACAAACUAUUUGCAACUGCAUUUAAAUGCAUUAACCAGAGAGAUAGAAUAAACAAUCGCGCUGCUGAAGGGAACCGUGCCGCAAGAAAGUUAUAAGCUAAGCUAGUAAGGAAGCUGAUAGUAAAGAAUAGUAAUAGAAUUAAGCUGGAAACUGAAUUCCUAAGGUGCACUGUGAUGGGCGUUACAAUGAGGAAAUGAAUAAACGUAAUAGUGAAAGGAAAACAAUAAUGUACAAAGUAACACAAA
Messenger RNA from Anopheles funestus (African malaria mosquito), 3333 nucleotides. RefSeq names its product protein cycle. The transcript is spliced from 11 exons. The record is from RefSeq and is a predicted model, not a curated record. Gene Ontology annotation, cellular component: transcription regulator complex; aryl hydrocarbon receptor complex; nucleus. Gene Ontology annotation, biological process: regulation of transcription by RNA polymerase II. NCBI's taxonomy places the organism in Eukaryota, Metazoa, Arthropoda, Insecta, Diptera, Culicidae. Gene Ontology annotation, molecular function: RNA polymerase II cis-regulatory region sequence-specific DNA binding; protein dimerization activity; DNA-binding transcription factor activity, RNA polymerase II-specific. Bases 720 to 2912 code for a protein of 730 amino acids.